This is a messenger RNA of Cottoperca gobio, 1188 nucleotides long. It is a transcript of the gene ucmaa, whose product is annotated as upper zone of growth plate and cartilage matrix associated a. Gene Ontology annotation, biological process: regulation of osteoblast differentiation; embryonic skeletal system development. Lineage: Eukaryota; Metazoa; Chordata; Actinopteri; Perciformes; Bovichtidae. The record is from RefSeq and is a predicted model, not a curated record. Gene Ontology annotation, cellular component: extracellular matrix. Bases 45 to 428 code for a protein of 127 amino acids. The transcript has 5 exons.
UGUCUCCUCUCACUUCAGUGCAGUUCUUGUUUUUCCCUCUCAAGAUGUCGUGGUAUCGGGUCUUGGUGCUCUCUCUGCUCUCCAUCCUCGUCCUCCUCACCUUUUCCAGUGUCGUGGAAAGUGCAGCAGUGCGGGACGAUCCUAAAGGUGCAGCGCGGCAGGUGUUCAUGCCAGAGUCUGACGCGUCCAACUUCUUCAAACGUCGCAGUCGCCGCUCAACGCGAUACUAUGAGCUCCAAGCCGAGCAGAAGGUGAAGAUUUCUGCGAGCGAAUGGAGGCGGGAGUACAAUGAGGAGCAAAAGGACGAGUACGAGAACUAUUUGGAGGAGGAGCGUGAUGAGCAAAAUGAGAGAACGAGGGAGACGAAUGAGCAGAUGCGAGAGUAUCACUACGACGGCCUUUCCCCUCGCUACUACUGGUUCCACUGAAAGCACCAUGUCUGUUGCAUGGAGGGCCUAAUACUGCAUCACCUGUACCAGAACAUACUGCAUCACCUGGACCAGAACAUACUGCAUCACCUGGACCAGAACACACUGCAUCACCUGGACCAGAACACACUGCAUCACCUGUAACAGAACAUACUGCAUCAACUGUACCAGAACAUACUGCAUCAACUGUACCAGAACAUACUGCAUCAACUGUACCAGAACAUACUGCAUCACCUGGACCAGAACAUACUGCAUCACCUGUAACAGAACAUACUGCAUCACCAGUACCAGAACAUACUGUAUCACCGGUACCAGAACAUACUACAUCACCUGGACCAGAACAUACUGCAUCACCUGGACCAGAACAUACUGAGAAAGUUGUGUCCAGUUUUUUCCUACAUUAAUUAACAAAAUAAAAGGUUUUCUUUGCUUUUUAUUCGAAUGAAACCUAAAUUGUGCAAUCUGCAUAUCUCCCUGUCAAACUGCAACAUGUAUAACAAGUGCAGUUUUUGUAUUGUAAGCCAAAGUUAAAUCAUAUUAAAUGAGGUUAUAUGUUGUGCAUGCUUGUUUUUACAUGUAAACUAUACAAUACCCCGUCUUUAUUUCAGUCUGUGGCAUUAGCAGCAAUAAAUUACUAGUAUUUUAACAGCGGACUUUGAUUGUAGCUAUAUUUUGCAAAGAGUCAAAAUGACAAAGCAGUUUCCUGAUUCUGAGAGCACUGAUGUGUUUAGCUGAGCAGAGCACUGUCUGGUAUGUGGAG